This is a messenger RNA of Nannospalax galili (Upper Galilee mountains blind mole rat), 5325 nucleotides long. It is a transcript of the gene Fancd2, whose product is annotated as FA complementation group D2. The record is from RefSeq and is a predicted model, not a curated record. The coding region runs from base 275 to 4633 and encodes 1452 amino acids. The transcript has 44 exons. Gene Ontology annotation, cellular component: nucleus; condensed chromosome. Gene Ontology annotation, biological process: double-strand break repair involved in meiotic recombination; homologous chromosome pairing at meiosis; mitotic intra-S DNA damage checkpoint signaling. Gene Ontology annotation, molecular function: DNA polymerase binding. NCBI's taxonomy places the organism in Eukaryota, Metazoa, Chordata, Mammalia, Rodentia, Spalacidae.
GGCCGCCGACUUCCGGCGUGGAAGCGUGACGCCACGCCGCGGCGGGCUUCGAUGACGCUAAGCGGCGUCGCGCCGGGCGGGAAAGUCGAAAGCGAGGGGCAGAGACGGGCAGUUGGUGGGUGAGUGGCGUCGCGCCCCUGGCCUACGGUCCAGGCCCUAGCCUUGCUCGACCUGUGUCUCGCAGCCCCGCGGCCCAGCCACGGUGUCCUCGUCGGACUGUCGCGGGAUAGCCCUCUCAGGAAAUAAUUUUAAGUACAGAAGACUUUGGUCAAAAAUGGUUUCCAAAAGAAGACUGUCAAAAUCUGAGGAUAAAGAAACUCUGCCAGAAGAUGCCUCAAAAGCCAUGAAACAUCCACUUUCCAAAAUGGCAAAGAAAUCCCAUGAUCCUAACAAAGUUGAAGAGAAUGACAGUGUCUUCUUAAGGUUUCUUAAGACAUCCGGACUCACCCUUAAAACUGGGAAGAAUCAAAAUCAGCUUGGUGUGGAUCAAAUAGUUUUCCAGAGGAAGCUCUUUCAGACACUGAAGAAACAUCCUACUUAUCCAAAGGUAAUAGAAGAAUUUGUUAAUGGCCUGGAGUCUUACAUUGAGGACUGUGACAGUUUCAGGAACUGCCUGUUGUCUUGUGAACACCUGCAGGAUGAGGAGGCCAGCAUGGGCACAUUUUACUCUAAAAGUCUCAUCAAACUACUUCUGGGGAUUGACAUCUUGCAGCCUGCCAUUAUCAAAAUCUUAUUUGAAAAGGUACCACAAUUUCUUUUUGAAAACACAAACAGUGAUGGAAUCAAUAUGUCUCUACUUAUUAUCAAUCAACUAAAAUGGCUUGAUAGAAUUGUGGACAGCAAGGACCUCACCACUCAGAUGAUGCAGUUGAUCAGUGUUGCUCCAGUAAACCUGCAGCAUGACUUCAUCACCAGUCUUCCUGAGAUCUUAGGGGAUUCUCAGCAUGCUGACGUGGGGAAAGAACUGAGUGACCUGCUGAUGAAGAAUACUUCACUAACCGUCCCAAUUUUAGAUGUCCUUUCCAGCCUCCAACUUGACUCAAGCUUCCUGUCUAAGCUCCGCCAGUUGGUGAUGGGCAAGCUGUCAUCUGUCAGACUGGAUGAUUUGCCUGUGAUAGUCAAGUUCAUUCUUCAUUCUUUAACAGCCACAAAUUCACUGGAGGUAAUUUCUGAGCUCCGGGAAAAGUUGAAUGUGCAGCAUUUUAUUUUGCCAUCAUGGGUUCAGACUUCCCAAAGCAAGAUGAAAAGUAAAGGACUAGCAAGCUCUUCAGGAAAUCAAGAAAACAAUGAUAAAGAUUGUGUUAUUCUCCUCUUUGAUGUAAUAAAGUCAGCCAUUAGAUAUGAGAAAACCAUUUCAGAAGCCUGGAUUAAGGCAAUUGAAAGCAUCAACUUAGUGGCUGAACAUAAGACUUUUGACAUGGCAAUGCUUCUCAUCAUCUAUAGCACCAACACUCAAACAAAGAAAUGUAUUGAAAAAGUGUUAAGAAACAAGAUCCAGUCAGGCUGCAUCCAAGAACAGCUGCUUGACAGUACAUUCUAUACUCAUCACUUGGUUCUUAAGGAUAUUUUUCCAUCUAUUCUCUUAUUGGCUCAGAGUUUGUUUCACUCCCAGGACCAGAGGAUAAUUUUGUUUGGAAGUCACCUAUACAAAUAUGCUUUUAAGUUUUUUGACACUUACUGCCAGCAGGAAGUGGUUGGUGCCCUCGUGACCCACAUCUGCAGUGGGAAUGAGGCUGAAGUUGAUACUGCGUUGGAUGUCCUCCUUGAGUUGAUUGUACUAAACCUGUCUGCCAUGAGGCUGAAUGCUGUUUUUGUUAAGGGCAUUUUAGAUUAUCUAGAAAAUAUGUCGCCUCAGCAAAUACGAAAACUCUUCUAUAUUCUCAGCACACUAGCAUUUAGCAAACAUCCUGAAACCAGCAACCACAUCCAGGAUGACAUGCACCUGGUGAUACGAAAGCAGCUGUCUAGCACUGUAUUCAAGUACAAACUCAUUGGGAUUAUUGGUGCCGUCACCAUGGCUGUCAUCAUGGCAGAAGACAGAAGUGUAUCUUCUAAUGCAACCCAAAGGAGAGCCAACCUGAGUAGUGAACAGUGCACACAGGUGACUUCUUUGCUGCAACUGGUUCAUUCCUGUAGUGAGCAGUCUCCUUGGGCCUCUUCUCUUUAUUACGAUGAAUUUGCCAACCUGAUCCAGGAAAAAAGGAUGGCUCCAAAAACCUUGGAAUCGGUUGGGCAGACCAUCUUUAAUGAUUUCCAAGAUGCUUUUGUGGUGGACUUCUGUGCUGUUCCAGAAGGUGAUUUCCCAUUUCCUGUGAAAGCUCUGUAUGGACUGGAAGAAUACAGUACUCAGGAUGGGAUUGCCAUCAACCUCCUGCCAUUAUUCUCUCAGGAAUUCGAAAAAGAUGGGAAUCAAAUGACUCCACAAGAACCAACCCAAAAAUGGAUAUCUCCAUUGUGUUUGGCUCCCCAUUUCCGGUUACUGAGACUUUGUGUGGCAAGUCAACAUAAUGGAAACCUGGAGGAAAUUGAUGGACUUUUAGACUGUCCUCUAUUCCUUACUGACCUGGAACCUGGAGAGAAACUGGAGUCCAUGUCUGCUAAAGAGCGUUCAUUCAUGUGUUCACUUACAUUUCUUACUCUCAACUGGUUCAGAGAGGUUGUGAAUGCCUUCUGCCAGCAAACAUCACCUGAGAUGAAGGGUAAAGUUCUCACUCGGUUAAAGCAUAUUGUAGAGCUUCAGGAUAUCCUGGAGAAGUACUUGGCAGUCACCUCAGACUAUGUUCCUCCCUUUGCAAACUUUGACUUGGAUACUUUAGAUGGAAUACCUCAUAGCACUUCUGCCACUUCAGGGAAGAGCGGAGGCAAAGGAAAGACAGGAGGAAGGAAACAAAAAGCAGAUGGCAACAAAGCAUCCUCCUUGGAUACACUUUCAACAGAAGACAGUACAGAUUGUGACACAGUGCCAUCUGGUAGAAGCCAUCUAGACAAGGAGUUCACAGGGAAGGAAGGAAAGAUGGUGUCACUGCAGAAUUACCGUGCUUUUUUCCGAGAGCUGGACAUUGAGGUCUUCUCUGUUCUACAUUGUGGACUUGUGACCAAACUCAUCUUAGACACUGAAAUGCACACUGAAGCCACAGAGGUUGUACAACUUGGGCCCUCUGAGCUGCUUUUCUUGCUGGAAGAUCUCUCUCAGAAGUUAGAGAAUAUGCUGAUGCCUUCUUUUGCCAAGAGAAUCCCAUUCCUCAAGAAUAAAGGAAGCCAGAAUGUUGGAUUCUCACAUCUUCAUCAGAGAUCUGCCCAAGACAUUGUUCAUUGUGUUGUUCAACUGCUAACCCCAAUGUGUAACCAUCUGGAGAACAUUCACAACUAUUUUCAGUGCUUAGUUGCUGAAAAACACAGUGUAGCUCACAGACCAGGAGUGAAAGCUCAGGAGCACCAUAUAAUGUCUUCCUGUUACCAGAAGCUACUGCAGAUUUUUCAUUCCCUUUUUGCUUGGAAAGGAUUUAUUCAUCAUGCAAACCAUCAUCUUCUACACUCAGCCCUAGAGGUCCUUACCAGCCGACUGAAGCAAAUAGAGCAGGAACAACCAUUGGAGGAACUGGUCAGCCAGAGCUUCAAUUACUUGCAAAAUUUCCAUCACAGCAUUCCCAGUUUCCAGUGUGGUUUUCAUCUUCUCAGACUUUUGAUGGCCCUUCUGGAGAAAUCUACAGCACCUACUCAGAAGAAAAACAAACUUGCUUCCCUGGCCAAACAACUGCUUUGUCGGGCGUGGCCUCGUGGGGAGAAAGAGAAGAAUGCCAUUUUUAAUGACCAGCUCCAUGAUUUGCUUUGCAUCUAUCUGGAGCACACAGACAGUGUUCUGAAGGCUAUAGAGGAGAUCGCUGGCAUUGGUGUCCCAGAACUAGUCAACGCUCCCAAAGAUGCAUCUUCCUCCACGUUCCCAACAUUGACCAGGUACACCUUUGUCAUUUUCUUCCGUGUGAUGAUGGCGGAACUUGAGAAGACAGUGAAAGAUCUUCAGGCUGGCACAGCAACAGACUCACAGCAGGUUCAUGAAGAGAAGCUUCUCUAUUGGAACAUGGCUGUUCGAGACUUCAGUAUCCUCAUCAAUCUGAUGAAAGUAUUUGACAGUUAUCCGGUUCUGCAUACAUGCUUAAAGUAUGGACGGCGCUUUGUGGAAGCGUUUCUGAAACAGUGUAUGCCGCUCCUAGACUUCAGUUUUAGAAAACAUCGGGAAGAUGUUCUGAGCUUGCUGGAAACCCUCCAAUUGAACACAAGACUUCUACAUCACCUUUGUGGGCAUUCCAAGAUUCACCAGGACACAAGACUCACCAAACAUGUGCCUUUACUCAAAAAGUCACUGGAGUUGUUAGUCUGCAGAGUCAAAGCCAUGAUUGUCCUCAACAAUUGUACAGAGGCUUUCUGGAUGGGUAAUCUAAAAAACCGAGAUUUGCAGGGUGAAGAGAUUAUUUCCCAGCAUUCCCCUUCCCAGGAGAGCAGUGCAGAAGACAGUGAGGAUGGCACAGCAUCCCAGGUCUCAAAGAGCAAAGCAACAGAGGAUAGUGACGAAGAUGAAGCAAGUGAUGGAGAAAAGGAGAAAGAUAGUGAUGAAACUGAUGACAGCUCUGAUUGACCCUGGAAUGCUGCUACCCCUUCCCCAUCUCUGGCAGCCUCUUAGCAUUUUCUGUUGAAGGUUUGAAGUCUGUUGUCUGAAGACAACAGGACAGAAGCAUCCUGUUUUGUCCUUGAAGAAAGGCUUUUUAUUUAAUUAACUGGAUUUCACAGAUUGUCUAAUUGCAUCUAGGUCCCUGGCUCAGGAGUCCAGUGUGUAGCAUCUUUCAAUGGUUUGGAUACAUAUGGCAGUGCUACACUGCAAAGUAAACAUCAGGGUCAUGAUUCUGAGAACUACUUUAAAAUUUUUUAUUUGUUCUAGAUUUUAGGCUUAUGCUAACUUUACAAAUAAAUUCUAAGUUUUGCUUCAGCUACCUAUUCUUUUUAGAUGUCUUUCAUUAUUCAAGGGUUAGGUGGAAUCGAGUUGAGGUUUUUGUACUCAGACUGGUGUCAACAUAGUUCUUCUGGCUAAAAUCAUGUCCCCAAUUAUAAGAACUAUUCAUUUGUGAUUAAGAUGAUCUUUGUGAUCUUUCUAGAGGAGUGACUUGACCUUGUCAGAGACCAAAGAAAGUCGGAAAGAAUAUUUUGACUUCCUUUUAAUUUUUAAACAUUUAAUGUUUGUGUUUGUAUUUGUGGGGUCACAUGGGAGCCAUGGUGCACACCUGGAGGUGAGAGAACUUACAAGAGUUGGUUCUUCCAGACCCCUUUUUAACU